Messenger RNA from Eutrema salsugineum, 1239 nucleotides. RefSeq names its product dof zinc finger protein DOF1.4. The coding region runs from base 1 to 996 and encodes 331 amino acids. Gene Ontology annotation, biological process: regulation of DNA-templated transcription. Lineage: Eukaryota; Viridiplantae; Streptophyta; Magnoliopsida; Brassicales; Brassicaceae. The record is from RefSeq and is a predicted model, not a curated record. Gene Ontology annotation, molecular function: DNA binding; DNA-binding transcription factor activity. The transcript has 2 exons.
AUGUUUGGCAAUUGUGACCAGAAGAAGAAGAUGCCUAUCAUAAGCUCUCCCAACACCAAUCCACUGGCGAGUAUGCAGAGCAAGAACAUGAUCGUGGCUUCGUCUCAUCAGCAGCAGCAACCGCAGCAACCGCAACCGCAACUUAAAUGCCCUCGUUGCGAUUCCUCGAACACAAAGUUCUGUUACUACAACAAUUACAGUCUCUCUCAGCCGCGGCACUUUUGCAAGGCUUGCAAGAGGUACUGGACGCGAGGUGGUACCCUCCGGAACGUUCCCGUAGGUGGUAGCUACCGGAAGAAUAAACGGGUGAAGCGGCCAGCAACCGCAACCGCAGCCUCCACGGCCUCGACGACGACGACAACAAAUUCUUCAUCCCCUAACAAUCCUCAUCAGAUCUCCCAUUUCUCCUCCAUGAAUCAUCAUCCCUUGUUCUAUGGUUUAUCAGAUCAUGUGAGCAGUCGUAAGAAUCCUCCAAUGAUUCCUAGCCGUUUCAGUGAUUCUUCAAAGACUUCUUCAUUAAGUGGUUUAGAGAGUGAAUUUCUCUCAUCUGGUUUUAGUGGUCUUAGUUCUCUUGGAUUAGGGCUCCCACAUCAUAUGAGUCAUGACCACACCAUUAAUGGUAGCUUCAUCAACAACUCUACAACAAACAAACCCUUUCUUCUAUCGGGUCUAUUUGGGUCUUCGAUGUCUUCUUCGUCCUCUACCCUUCUCCAGCAUCAACAUAGGCCCAUGAACAAUGGUGGCGACAUAUUUGGACAAUCUCAUCUCCAAACCCUAGCAUCACUUCAAGACCUGCAUGUUGGAGUUAAUAAUGAAGAUAUGAACAAAGAAGGAAAGCUUGAUCAGAUCUCUGGGAACACUAAUGAGUUCAUGUCAUCAUCAUCUUUAGAUCCUUCAAACUACAAUAGCAUAUGGAAUAAUGCAAGUGCUGUAAAUGGAGCAUGGCUUGAUCCAACAAAUAAUAACGUUGGAUCCUCCCUCACCUCCUUGAUAUAAACCAACACUUUGGUUAUAGGAUCGAUCUAUAACUAGCUAGAGUUUAUCUUCAUCAUCACCUUUUUCUUCCUUUGUUUUUUUGAGAUGAGAGAAGAAGCUUGGAUCAGAGAGAUCAUAUCAGCGGCAAUGUUGAUCUUGGCCACUAGCUCCCUCGGAUCCUCUUCAUCUCACCAUCUCCAUCAUCUUCAUUCUCGUUGUUCAAGAAAAAACAAAAGGGGUUCAAGAUUGGUUCAAGGUUUACUA